AUGCGUUCGUUUAAUGCAUGCUGUAUUGAAGAAAAACCUGCUGCUCAUCUCUACGGGAAUGGCGGCACCAGUACUCUUACAAGCGGUACUCGUGUUACCUACUGGUCAACUAGUACAUCACCUCCAGGUUUUCUUCGAGGAGGAACUGUCUACAAUAAUGGAUACAUUACAGUUCCACGUGACGGAUUGUAUUAUGUAUAUUCUCAAUUUUGGUAUGACCGACGUAGCGGUCAAAAUUACUGCUCAUUUAUCAUCCAGUUGAACGACAGAAAAAUUGGAAGAAGUUUUCACUAUCAGCAAAACCCUGGUGGUUACGACGAAAGUCAAUACACAGGAGUAACGGUUAUGCUGACAGCUAACGACCGGCUCUCUGUGAGUGUGGGAAAUACGUGUUACUAUGAAUUUCACAAGGGUGGCGAUACGUUUUUCGGAGCAUUCUACAUUGGUUAA
Molecule: messenger RNA, 450 nt
Organism: Corticium candelabrum
Lineage: Eukaryota; Metazoa; Porifera; Homoscleromorpha; Homosclerophorida; Plakinidae
Exons: 3
Coding region: 1-450 (149 amino acids)
Biological process (GO): immune response
Cellular component (GO): membrane
Molecular function (GO): tumor necrosis factor receptor binding
Source: RefSeq, a predicted model, not a curated record